This is a messenger RNA of Microplitis demolitor, 3301 nucleotides long. RefSeq lists its product as uncharacterized. Bases 970 to 3087 code for a protein of 705 amino acids. The transcript has 13 exons. Lineage: Eukaryota; Metazoa; Arthropoda; Insecta; Hymenoptera; Braconidae. The record is from RefSeq and is a predicted model, not a curated record.
AAAGAAAAAAAACAUACGUAAAAAAUUCAAAAAUAUUUAAAAAAAACUAGUGUAAUCAGUAAUCAUUGAUGCUUGAACAGGUGGUCCUACGUAACAAAAGUACGUCAAGUAAAGUAGUAUGUGGCCUGUAGACUGUAGUGUGUAACCAUCAACAGACUUUAGUACACAAUUGCGAUUGCAUUUUAUUUAACGUUCAGGAUUGUUAAGUACACAGACACUCGUCAACAAUCCACUCGCAGUGUCACAUCACUUUUCAUUUAUAUUUUUUUUAUUCAAUUGAAUUCCCAACAAGUGUACAAGUAUCCCAUGUUCAUAUAAUAUAACAAUAUACACCUAUUUACUCUUCUUUUCACUGCAUUGUCAUGCUAAAUAGUGAUAAAUAUAUUUGAUGAAAGUUGCAAAACACAGUGACAGUGUUUAGUGUCAUUGAUAUUAGUUUUUUUUUCUAGGACACUGAUAACAUUUAAUAUUAUUUUUAUCUAUAAUUAUUUAUUAUUUAUUCUUUAAGAAUCGAUACUAAAAAUAAUAAUGUGUAUUAACAUUACCAUUACCAUGUGUAGAAAUAUAAUAAAACGAGUGACCCAAUUGUGUUCAUCAGACAAACAAAGCUGUUUUACGUAAACGUUUUUUAGUUUACUUAUUUAGGUUUUUUUUUUGUGUGUACUUGGGUGGGUAAUGAUGUAGAGGUGGAACUUUUGAGAUUUUCCAGUUGACUUUAUAUUUUUUUUUUAGUUUGUUAGCUCACUUUAUGACUUACGGUUGAAAGACUGGUUCGAAAUUUUUUUUAAAAAUAAUAAAUAUAAAUUUUUUAGUUUAAUAAUAGUGAGGAUACACGUGUAAUGAGUUAUGUAAUGAGAAAUAGAGUUUAGUUGGAUAUGAAGACGAGACAACAUGGAAUAUAAGCUAAUAAGUUAUUGUGAUUGUUAAAGUUUGCUAAUUUUUAUAUAUUUAUUGAAUAGACUUGAGGUAAUGAUGCGAAGGACACGGAUACAGGUAGUUGUUAUCAUUCACUUGGUCAUCGGUAGUAUUACGGUUGGAGAAAAAUGUGAAAAUUUAAGUUGGGAAAAAGUCGAUGGUAUGAUGCCGGAAAAUUAUGUUGCUGGUGAUGUACUUUAUAGUGCUGCAGAUAAUGAUGGAAUUGUAACUGCAUGUUUUGACAGGUGUUUGAAUGUCAAUUGCACGUCAUUUUAUAUUGAUAUUAAUCAAAGCACAUGUUUAAAAAUAACAACAAAUAGUGAUAAAUUUGAACCAGCGCCUACUUAUACUUUUUAUCAUAAAAUAUGUCUAACAGUGCCAGCAGAAUGUACUAAAGAUAGAAUAUGGCAAGUCCAGAGGACCUUGGGAGAAAUCCUAAUUGAUACAACGGUUAAUUGGCUACCUGAAGUUAUGACGAGAAGUAAAUGUUAUCAGAAAUGCAUUGCAGCAGGCUCGAGAUGUAAGUCUGCGCAAUUUCGUGCGAGUGUUGAUCUUGCAAUUGGUGAUGUACAAGGUAUUUGUGCUCUUUUGACUAUCGAAAGAGGUAUCAGACCUCAAUCAUACCGCGCAUCACCGUAUCGUGAUGAGUAUUUGGAAAUACAGUGCCAUAAAUUAUCAAAUACUGAUUAUUGUUCAUACGCUGAUUUCAAUAAUGAAACAUUGCCAUACUCAGAUUUAAAAUUAAUAAAUUAUGAUGCUAAAUUGUGUGAAGAAAGAUGCAAUGAAUCAAAUGAUGGAUUUAUUUGUCGUGGGUACACAGUUGAUUACGCAUCACAAUAUUCACCAGUUUGUCUACUACAUUCAUAUGACACAAUAACUGCUGGUGUUAGUUCACUAGUAAAAACUAAGAAUGCAACUUACAGAGAACGUGAACCCUGUUUGAAUCUCAAAGUGUCCUGUGGUAAUACUAGUAUAAUAAUUGAACUAGAUACUCCAGAACCGUUUAACGGUAGAUUAUAUGCCAGUGGUUACAGUGAGACUUGUAAUGUACAAGGUACUGGUUCAAAUAAAACGAUACUUGAAUUACGGAUUCCUGAUAAAAAAGAAAUGGGAAACGGUAAUAUUGACUGUGGUAUUUUACCAGCGUAUGCUGUAGAAGACAACAAUCAAACGCGAGUCGCAGUUUGGGUGACGGUCGUCGUACAAUUUAACGCAAUUAUCCAACGACUAGGAGAUCAAUCGGUGCGCGUUGGUUGUACUCUAGAUGACGAAGUACCGGGACCCAAAAAUAUAACGAUUGGAUCAGGAUUUGAUUUUUUGAAUCCGAACGCGGGAUUGCCGCCAGUUGUGGGCACGAUUUUUAAUACGACGGUAUCACCGAUGGUGUCGAUGAGAAUUUUGGAUGAAAAUAUGCAGGAAAUUGUUUCUGCGGAAUUGGGACAGAGACUUGUGCUGAAAAUUGAAAUGAAUCCAGCUGAUGGACCUUAUGAUAUGGCAGCAGGACACUUGGUAGCAAGCAGUACAUCAGGUGAUGCAUCAAUACUCCUACUCGAUGAAAUGGGGUGUCCAACAGACGCUAAAAUAUUUCCUGGCAUGUUCAAAGAUCCAGCGAAUAAUAAAUCGUUGAUUUCAACUUUCACAGCGUUCAAAUUUCCCGACAGCUAUCGCGUUAGAUUUAACGUAAUAGUGCGUUUUUGUUUAACCGAAUGCACCCCUACGAAGUGUAGUGGUGAUAUUGUGUCUUACGGACGACGUAAAAGAUCAUCAGCGACAACAGCCGAAAUAAAUGAAAUUAAUUCCACAACAGAUAAUGCUCUAGAUGAAUUACCGCUGGAGUCAUCAAUUAUUGUACGCGAUGCUGUCAUUGCUGCCGACCCACUGCGUUCUGGGAAAAGCGAUACUAUUUUCUUCGCCGGCGAGCAACCGAUGGAUGGAUUACUGUGUGUCGAUGCAGCUUUGGCUUUGGGUUUACUCAUAUUUUGGCUAAUUAUACAAAUAAUUCUAACGAUAACUUGUAUUUACGUGCUGAGAAAGUAUCGGAGAGUCGCUCGAAAAGCUGAAGAAGAUCGCGCAGAUAUUUUGACGAGACAUAUGUACGGCAUACAUGGCGGUAAUUUUGAAAUUUCGCGGAGAGUACGUUGGGCCGACCAUAAUGGCUCUACGAUCAGUUAAUAUUUAUUUCUCUUUAAUUGAUAAUUAAUAAUUACUAAUUAGUGAAAUUAAUUUAUAACGCCAAAUUGAUUAAUGAUAAAUUUAUGUUUGAAAUUUAAUUAGUUAUAAUUUAAAGUUAAAAACAGAUAAUGAUUCUUUUAGUUAUGUUUUUGUAGGAAUUUAAAAAAAAAAUAAAAUGUAUGUUAUUGUUAUUAAUUAUGUUGCAUCCAAAGAU